UUUUAUAUCACCGCGCGACGGGAAAGCGAAUCAAGGAGGAGGGGGAGUGGCGGCAGCUGGCGCUGGCAAAGGCACAAGAAAGAGAGGGUCCAGGAGAAGAGAGGAGGCAGGAAGCCGUGGAGCGAACUUCUGUUGUUUGCUUCGAUGGGGAACUGCCUCGGCUCGGAGGAAGCCGAAGUGGAGUCCGUGAAGAACUUGGGCCACCACGGACACCCCCAAGCAAUUGCAAGGCCGGAUCCCAUGGCGGCACCCAAAGCCGACGCUUCCAUGAGCUCAGGGCACCCGAGCAGGUCCCCGAGUUCAUCCAUGAACAGCAGCACUACCGCCCGAAGUAGCAGCACCAGCAGCAGCUCUAGGCCUUUGGCGACCGCCGACGCCGGGGCCUACCCGGAGGGGAGGAUCCUGGAGGUGCCCAACCUCCGCAUCUUCACGUUCGCCGAGCUCAAGGCGGCGACGAGGAACUUCAAGCCCGACACGAUCCUCGGCGAGGGAGGAUUCGGGCGGGUGUACAAGGGCUGGGUCGACGAGAAGACGAUGAGCCCCGUGCGCUGCGGCACCGGCAUGGUCGUCGCCGUCAAGAAGCUCAACCCCGAGAGCGUGCAGGGGCUGCAAGAGUGGCAGUCUGAGGUGAACUUCCUGGGGAGGCUGUCGCAUCCGAACCUGGUGAGGCUGCUGGGGUACUGCCUGGAGCACAAGGAGCUCCUGCUUGUCUACGAGUUCAUGGCCAAAGGCAGCCUGGAGAACCACCUCUUCAGAACACUACAACGCCAAGCUCUCGGAUUUCGGCCUCGCGAAGAAUGGCCCGACCGGUGGCGACAGCCACAUCACCACCAGGGUGAUGGGCACCUACGGCUACGCCGCGCCGGAGUACGUUGCCACAGGGCACUUGUACGUGAAGAGCGACGUGUACGGCUUCGGCGUCGUGCUGCUGGAGAUGCUCACGGGGCUGCGGGCGCUCGACACGGCCCGCCCCGCGCAGCAGCACAACCUGGUGGACUGGGCCAAGCCGUACCUGGCGGACCGGCGGAGGCUGGCGCGCCUGAUCGACCCGCGGCUGGAGGGGCAGUACCCGUCCAGGGCCGCGGUGCAGGCGGCCCAGCUCACGCUGCACUGCCUCUCGGGCGACCCCAAGAGCCGGCCCUCCAUGGCCGAGGUCGUGGUUGCGCUCGAGGAGGUCGAGCGGAUCAGGGUGCGUCCCAGGGGCGCGCCGCGGGACGACACGUCGCCGCAGGCCGCCGCAGCAGCGCGGGGUGGGCAAGGGCACCACCGCUCGUCGCGCCCGAGGUCCGGGUCGGACGGGGCGCGGAGCAGCCACCACCAGUCUCCAACUAUGAGGUAGCACCACUGGUCCACAACCGGACCAGCAGGCCAGCAUUGAUCGAGCUGAGCCGCAAGUUUGGGCGCAGUUUUCCCAUCGUCCUGGGCUUCUCCCGGCAAGUGCAAAGACGUUUUCGUCGCUUUUGUCACAAAUUGUUAUCGUUUGUGCAACAUGAGGACCGAGGAAGCCAGAAAGAUGCUGUAUGAAAGUCUAAUUGUUGGAGUGUUGGCUGGUACAGGUUCAGGAGGAUGGUUUUUGCAUCAAUCUUCCCCUUUUGCUAGUUUUUGUUGUACAUACUAUGUAGUUCCUGAGACAAAAACUACGUCAUGAUCUCAUGGAAGCCUCGAGCAUAAAUCUGUAUGUUCCUUGUGCGGAUAUUUGCUUAUAACCCAACAAGCUAAAAGUGAGAUAAAUAUGCUCGCGGGGCAAGCUUAAAAGGGAACUUUUGCAUGUUUGCGUCGGGCGUAUUUCGAUGUUUCAA
Molecule: messenger RNA, 1799 nt
Organism: Phragmites australis (common reed)
Lineage: Eukaryota; Viridiplantae; Streptophyta; Magnoliopsida; Poales; Poaceae
Product: probable serine/threonine-protein kinase PIX13
Exons: 5
Coding region: 145-1524 (459 amino acids)
Biological process (GO): protein phosphorylation
Molecular function (GO): protein kinase activity; ATP binding
Source: RefSeq, a predicted model, not a curated record